Molecule: messenger RNA, 369 nt
Organism: Ichthyophthirius multifiliis
Lineage: Eukaryota; Ciliophora; Oligohymenophorea; Hymenostomatida
Exons: 3
Source: RefSeq, a predicted model, not a curated record
AUGAUUCCAUGUACAACAAGACUUCCUUUUUUAGAAGUCGAAUGGGGAUCUGCUCUGACUUUUUCGAAUAUUCCUUUUGAUGACUUUUUGUUCCUUUUUACGUGUAUUUCUUUGGAAAAAAAUGUAAUUUUCUUUUCUUAAAAUAUCACUCUUCUUACAACUUCAAUUUAGACUUUUGCCAGUAGCUUAAGACCCUUUUUAUACCCUCAUCCUAUUAUUUUUAGUCUUCCAGUAUAGCUUUAUGAUAUGAUAGAUUCCCCUGUACCUUGUAUUAUAGGGCCUUAAUAAAGUGGUGAAAUUAAUAAUAAGUAAGAAAUGGUUGAUUUAAGUGAAAUCUAAAAAUACAUUAAAUAUAAAAAAUAAUUCUGA